CGUCAGCAUCUUGUGGGCCCAGGCGCCGGGUUGGGUGGCCUGCGUCCUGCCGGGAGUUGUAGUCGGCUGCGCGGUCCGCGCCUGCGCCCUUCGUACUGCACCGGGUGAGCAGGGAGAGCCGUGGGCGCCGAGGCGGUGCCCCCCCACCCACACAAGAAUUACGCAAAGAAGCAAAUUGACAUCUGAGACUUCCGGCCCCAGAUAAAUUGUACACUGCUGGUAAGGGACGAUGGCUGUGGCCCUGGGUUGUGCAAUCCAGGCCUCCUUGAAUCAGGGCUCAGUGUUUCAAGAAUAUGAUACUGACUCUGAAGUCUUCCGUCAGCGCUUCAGGCAGUUCCAGUACAAAGAAGCAGCGGGGCCUCAUGAAGCUUUCAACAAACUCUGGGAGCUUUGCUGUCAAUGGCUGAAGCCAAAGAUGCGUUCUAAAGAACAAAUCCUGGAGCUUCUAGUGUUGGAGCAGUUCCUAACAAUUCUGCCCACGGAGAUAGAGACCUGGGUGAGGGAACAUUGCCCAGAGAACAGAGAAAGAGUUGUGUCACUGAUAGAAGACUUACAGAGAGAACUUGAGAUACCAGAGCAGCAGAUGGAUAGACAGGAAGUGCUCUUGGAAGACUUGGCAGCAGUGGGAAUGGCAGACAUGCCUCCAGACAUCUACCUGGAGUCACCCCCACUCCAAGCGAUGGGACUUGUCUCCGAGGCCCCGGUAGCAGAGGUGUGGAUCCCAUAGGCAGGGCCACAGGAGCUGAGCUACAGUGCUGCUGGGGAAGGCCACCCCUUCCUGGACCCUGGAUAUCCAAUACCAAAGCUUGACAUGAGCUUUCCAUUGGAGCAUAGAGAAGAGGCAUGGGUGAAGGAACUACAAGAUUCCAAAGAAAUUAAACAGUUACUGGAGUCCAAGAUAGGUUUUGAGAUCGGGAUAGAAAAUGAAGAAGAUACUUCAAAACAGAAAAAAAUGGAAAAUAUGUACCCGUUUCUUGUUACUUUAGAGGGGAAUGCUCUCCACGGUCCCAUUUUGCCAAAAGACUAUGUACAGUUAGAAAAUCAAUGGGAAAACCCCCCAGAGGAUUUACAGACAGAUUUAACAAAACUUGUAGAUCAUCAGAACCCCUCUGCAGGAGAGACAGCUGAAAGCUCCAGCUUGGAAGAACCUCUCAACCCUAGACCCCAUAAGAAAAAAAGUCCAGGAGACAAACCUCAUCGAUGUUCUCAGUGUGGGAAAUGUUUUGCCCGGAAGUCACAACUUACAGGGCACCAGAGAAUUCAUUCAGGAGAGGAACCUCAUAAAUGUCCUGAAUGUGGAAAAAGAUUUCUUCGUAGUUCAGACCUCUAUAGACACCAACGACUUCAUACAGGGGAGAGGCCCUAUGAAUGCACUGUGUGUAAAAAGCGAUUCACUCGGCGGUCACACCUUAUAGGGCACCAGAGAACCCAUUCUGAAGAAGAGACAUAUAAAUGCCUUGAGUGUGGGAAAAGCUUUUGUCAUGGAUCAAGUCUUAAAAGACAUCUGAAAACUCAUUCGGGUGAAAAACCUCAUAGAUGUCACAACUGUGGGAAAAGUUUUAGUAGACUGACAGCUCUUACUUUGCACCAGCGAACUCACACUGAAGAGAGACCGUUUAAAUGUAAUUAUUGUGGGAAAAGCUUUAGACAGCGACCAAGCCUUGUUAUUCAUUUAAGAAUUCAUACAGGGGAGAAGCCAUACAAGUGCAGUCAUUGUUCUAAAAGCUUCAGACAGAGAGCAGGCCUUAUUAUGCACCAAGUCACUCACUUUAGAGGACUUCUUUAAGAAUUAUUAUAGGAAACAGGUCCUACAGAAAUUGACACUAACUCAAAAACAAAUCUUAACCUGUAGCAGCAGUCUGUCUUGGAAGAAUCUUUUUUUGAGCUUAUAAGAGUAACUUUUUUUUUUUUUUUUACUAUUUUAAAAAUCCAUCUCCCAAGGCAUAUGAAUUCUAGAGUAUCCACCUAUUCUUGUAACUUUCCUAGAUUUGAUUUAUAUUGUCUGUACAACUUUUUUUUAUGACAAGGAAAAUUUUUAUGUCCCAAGCCAACCAUAUCAGAUGUAAGCAUAAAGCAUAUAGAUAGGGUCAAUAUAAUAGAUAACCAUGUCUAUCUGACAUAUCUAUUAUAGCAGCACCAUAAUUAUCUGUUGUCAUAAAGGUGAUUAUAUUAGUUCAAAGCUUUAUAUGUGUCCCAAGUUGCAAGAAAGGAGACAGUGUAUUUUGUCAAAUAAUAAAAAUGUGUCAGGAACACAUGAAUAAAGAGGAUUUCAUUUGCCUCAUAAGAACUGGGUUAUUUCCAUUGACAAUUUUUAUGUUUAAGGAAAUUAAGAUUUUUUUUUAAUUAAGAUUUUAACCUUUAAUUUUGAAUUCUGCAAAGUUUGCUAGUCUGCUUAGUUGGCAGCCUGGGGUGAUGCUGUUUAGAGCUAUUAAUUUGAUUUCUUUUGUUCAAAGAAUAAGUAAGUUCUAUGUGGGAGAAUCCAUUUGAUAGUUGAAGUCAUACAAAUUGAACCUAAUUUAAUUUAGAUUGACUGAGGAGCCAGUGCCCAGUGCUUUUUACUCUCCUUUACUAUUCAGCUAUAUGUCUCUCAGUGCUUUUUAAAUUUUGCUCAUUCUUUAAUUCAUAGCCUCCCAAAGUAUGUGUCAUAGAACACUUAGUUCUAUAAUAUAUUUUGAAAAUAAGUUUGGGAAUCCCUUCCUGCUGUUUCUCUUUUCUGUAUUCACAGUGCACAUCAGCAUAUGAGAAUCUCUGACAGGUCCUUCAGUAAAGACAGAAAAAGCACCUCUUUUUUCUCAAUGUUUUGCAAACCUAUUUGACCCCAGAACCCUUUUUCGUGUGUACCCAGUAACAACCCACAGAACUAGUAUUCUGAAAAUAUUCCUUGGAAUGUAUUACCUUUAACAAAUAUUUCUAUAGCUAUCAGUAUAGUCUUGUUGCUUUUAAGCCUAGUUAUCUCCAGUCGUUUCAAGGGUGUUAUGAAAAAUUCUUUACACAUAUAUGUUUUUAUGUAAUACACACUCAAACAUACAUACAUAUCAUUUUAAAGAGGUGAGGGUCACUAAUCCAGAUAAUUUUUAAGUUGCUCAGUGAUUCACAUCCUCUUUGAAUUUUACUUAUAAUCACAUACACACAUUGCUACUUAUAUAAAUUGUUCUUAUAUAAUCAUGAUAAUGACUCAAGUUUCUGUAGCAGGGGAAGAACUCUUUGUCAGUUAAAGCUGUUAAUACAUGAAAACAUUCAUUCAGCCUAGUUCCUUGUUAUAAGAUAUAACAAAUAGGAUAUUCAAAUAUUUUCCCUUUAUGAAGAUACCAGUCAUCCUUUCCUUAAACUAGAAUUAGGGGAAGUGUAUUUUUUCUAUUUCAUUGAAGUUCUUGGAAGUCAUAUUUAUUAUAAGUAUUUUUGGGGUAUCUACUAUAUGCCUAACUAGUCCUGUUAUAGGCUUAAUGGAAACUAUAGUAAAGAAAUUAAUUCAUGGGUCAGGUUCAUAAAGAGUUUAUAAUAAUUUUAGUUAAGAGUUGGGAAACAAAGGGAGAACAAUGCAAGAGAGUUUGUGUUAAGUGCCAAAUCAUAUCAAGUGCUAGAGCCAGGAUAUAUCUUUAAUUCUUGUUGUCCCAGUCCCUGUAUGAUGCUGCUUAUAAGUGUAGGGUUAAAAUUGAAAUCUUAGUAGCAAUAAAAUGUAAUGGGGGAGGAGUCGGAAUGUAGAGAUGAAAAAUACCGAAUGUAAUGGCUUCUCUUUUCUCUUGUGGAAUUGCAUCCCAACCAGAAUAGUGCCUUAGAAUGGAUGUUCCCAACUGCUCUGUAUCUAUGCAAUAUUUUAAUAAAGUGGAAAUAUAUAUGCUUU
Molecule: messenger RNA, 3841 nt
Organism: Pteropus alecto (black flying fox)
Lineage: Eukaryota; Metazoa; Chordata; Mammalia; Chiroptera; Pteropodidae
Gene: ZNF449
Product: zinc finger protein 449
Exons: 5
Biological process (GO): regulation of transcription by RNA polymerase II
Molecular function (GO): DNA-binding transcription factor activity, RNA polymerase II-specific; RNA polymerase II cis-regulatory region sequence-specific DNA binding
Source: RefSeq, a predicted model, not a curated record